This is a messenger RNA of Monascus purpureus, 3013 nucleotides long. Lineage: Eukaryota; Fungi; Ascomycota; Eurotiomycetes; Eurotiales; Aspergillaceae. The record is from the annotation of a GenBank genome assembly.
UUUCUUUUCAUAUUACCUAUAUCUCCAUUGCUAUACUGUCUUCAACUUUCUAAACCCUCUACUUAUUUUCCUUUUUGAUUUACUAUUCACUAUGGCCACUGAGCUUCCUGAUUUUUUUAUUUACUACCCUACCUUCCAUAUCCUUAUUUGUAAGGAAUGCCAUACUGCUCUUCCUAAGAAUAAGGCUGUGGAACACCUUAGGAAAGACCAUUUGAUGACUCAACAUCAAGUUAUUAACCUUGGCUAUCAGGCUAUCAUUGAGAGGCUUGAUAUCUUCCCUCUUACUAGGUCUCUUCACCAAAUUCAGAAUGACCAGCCAAUUGCUCCCAUUAAGGGAUUGAGCUCUUUUCAAGCUAGGGAAUGUAGUGCUUGUGGUGAGCUCUUUCAAUCCAUGGACAAAGCUAAUCGCCAUAUUACCAAGGCCCAUCAGCACCAGAGAGGUCAUGCUCAGUAUCCUACCAUUAUAGAUACUCUGGCCCAGGCAUUGCAGCCAAAUCGUUACUUUUUCAAAGUGCGGCUUCCAUCUCACCCUCUAGGGGACCAUGCUCCUACUAGGGCAGGCACCUCUAGUCCUUCACCAACCCCUGGCCCAUCUCAGCCACACUAUGCCCACCACGCUAGGGUGGUUGAGUCUAGUGACUCUGACAUUGAGAUGGUCUCUGCCAGGGAUGUCAAUACCUCUCUGAGAGCCCCUUCUGCCUUUGGACCCUCUGCCAGUCUUCCUACCAGGCCUGGUUCUUCGUCGCAGCCUGACUCUGGCAUCACCCCAGAUCUGGUGGAUUCCCUGCUCCGUCAGUACCAGGAAAUCCAGAAGCCCCAGCCAGAGCAAGCCAAGAUCUAUCUCUCUGGGUCUAGGGAUGAGCUCAAUGGAUUUCAGCUCCACACCAGGUAUCCAGAGUUCCUGCAGCAACGCUCCCUCCCAAAGCUAAGAAAUCUCUUCUCUCUAUCCCUAGAGCAUUCUGAUCGAAUCCAUGAUUUCCUGACUGCCUGCACCACCUAUAUAUUCGCCAAAGGCCAGAAGAUCAUCCCUCUCCUUUCUCGCCAUGUUCGAUGCCUUCUCAAUAGUUUUGACAUUGAGCAUGUGACUCUGCGCCCUUUCAAACCCCUCCAGGAGGCAGCCAGUGCCCAGAAAUAUGCCCGCGUGCUUCACAGCUUUCUCGUUUUUCUGUUGGAGAGCUAUCCCUACCAGGUCACUAGGGGGCCUAGGGAUAGGGACCUGAAUCGACUCUAUGCUAUAGAUCACAUGGUCAAGGCGGGGAUUCAGGAGCUCAAGGACCUGCUACUAUCCCCCACCCUAGCGGAAGAGGAUGAGGAGGCACCAAAGGCCUCAGGCCCCUUGCAGGCAGGCAGUGCCCGUGCCUAUAUUGGUGAUGACCUUGAUGGUGAGAAUGAUGAAGAGGAUGAGAUCGAUCUGGCCCUGGACCUAGGGGGGGAUGAUGGUGAGGAAGAUCUUGAGGACUCUGGUGUUCUCGAGAAGCUCGAGCGGCAGGCCUGGCAGGCCACCAGUGGUUUUCAAUUCACUCAGGCGGCAGUGCACGAAGGGGUGGCUCUCAUUGAAAAGCUCCUCAUUGACCUGGUCACCAGGCAUGAGUCAUAUGACAUGAAGGGCCCUAUCUACGCGUUCCUGGCCUGUUUCAGUAUUCACUACCAGGAGGUGACCUUCAAGCGAAUUGACCGCAUCAGCCAGUCCUACUCUGCCGUUAUCUACGCCAUGCAGCUGGUCGCCAUCAACCACCAUUGGACCCCAUGGAUCCGGAGGAUCCUUGAAGCGAAAGAGGAUGGGCAGGACCAAGCGCUGGCUAAUGCGGCCCCAUUUCAUGCUGUCUUCGGCCCCUGGCUGCAGACCUACUUCAAGCACCAGUCUCCUUACCCCCUUGGAGAUCUUCUGUCCUUCAGAGCCUAUGCUCUCUACUACAACACGAUCUCCAGCGUGCAAGGCAACCAGGUGAUUGAACAAGCACCCCACCACCUAAGAUUCCACCAUCUUAGUGUCAGCCGUCUGCAGCUCCAGGAAUUUUUCCAGAAGUCUACCUUGGACCUGGCACACUCCCUAGUAGGCUCGCUGCUGAUCUGGGAGGAUGCCCAGCUUUUCAACCAGAUCCAGCUGGGGGAGGCAGCUCGAUUUGAGGAUUUUGCCAUGGAGGGGAAUGGAUUCAAUUUCCUAACAUUGAAUGAGGACUACCAACACCACUACCAGCCCUAUCUCGUGAAAAAAAUCCUGGAUGACCCUACGCGAGCCAAAGAAUGGUUCAAGCCAGCUGGAAAUCGGCUCCAUCUCAUUCCCCUACCAGCAGAGCGAUAUUUAUUUAUGGCCAAGAAGUUCCUGCUCCAUCUGCUUGUUCUGGUGCACAUGACCAGUGGCGCCCCUGCCCGAGGCACUGAGAUUCUUCCACUCCUGGCAUCCAAUUCCAUGAUCAACCGCCGAAACCUCUUUCUGGACCCGAAAUCGAAGCUCUUCCUCAUUCGGCUGCGGUAUAGUAAGGUGCUGGCGACCACUGGCAUGGAGCGGAAUGCUGGCGACCUCCCUACCAGCCGCCAGGUCAGUGACACGCUCCGCCAUCGGACCAGCGCCCUGAUCGGCCAGGGCAUUCAGAUCCAUUCAUGGCGCCAUCUCGCCCAAGGCUUCAUUCGAUAUGGCAUGGGGGAACGGAUGGAGGGGGACUCCAUUGAAGCGCCAGAGCUGAGUGAGCUUGAGAAUGAAGCUCUAGCAGCCGGCCAAGCACACCACAGCGUCCGCACGGCCAUGCUGGUCUAUGGCCGGCCACAGGUUCAAUUUGGCAACCUCCCCAUCAACCAGCAGGCCGCCUACAUUGACUUCAGCCAGCGGUGGCAUUCCUAUAUCGGCAUGGGGCCUGAUUUCGACUUUUUGAGCUUUCUCUAUCAAGGGAGACCGCUGCCUCAGGCCCCCAGGCCACAGCCAAGACCCCCAGGGCCUAUCUACCAGCUCCUUUCCUCUCAACCAGCCCUGCCUGCGCUUCUGGUGGCAGAGAUCUGCCUCUUCACCAUCCCCUAA